Messenger RNA from Danio rerio (zebrafish), 1252 nucleotides. RefSeq names its product cilia and flagella associated protein 300 (gene cfap300). The record is from RefSeq and is marked validated. Lineage: Eukaryota; Metazoa; Chordata; Actinopteri; Cypriniformes; Danionidae. Gene Ontology annotation, cellular component: axoneme.
GUCUAGAAAUAUGACUUAUCAGUAUCUGACUCAUAAAAUCCCAAACGUAAUUUUUGUUGGACUUACUGAGAAGUCAAAUGUCACUUCACAGGCACAAGCAUCGCUCUAAAGCCUAAAACGUUUGCUUGAUGGACCUUUUUUCUCCCCCAGACGAGAGACUCUUUUUUAGUUGUCAUGGUAACAACAACAAUAGGCAUCAUGGCGGAGGAGAAACUUUCAUUUGAACAAACGUUUAACUUUAAUCUGCUUUCCACGAAAAGCUUUAAUUUUCAGGAAGACCCUAAAACAUCGCGACUUCUGAUGAAAUGGUCCAUGCUGGGUCGAAUUACAGCACAAGCCUUCAACUUUGAUCAAUCUUUCCAGCCUUAUAGAAGCAAUGACUUUGCCUGGAAUUUCUUUCAAGAUCCAUGCGUGAAGCACAAUUUAAAUGUCCUUGAUCCCACCGGAUCAUGGACACGGCUGGGAGACAUAACACAUGUAAAUGUUGAAGUUGUCCCAUGUACAAAAGUUUCAGUGGAUAUAUUCGAUCCAAUUUACUCAAAUGGAAUUUUGCGUCCCUCCGGACACAUUGUCAAAUGUUACCAUGAAAUAUAUCCUGACUUUGAUGAGCUACGGAUGCUUUUGCUUGAAGCAGACUCUGAAUAUCAUCAUAUAAUCAGCCCCAGUGAUCGUCAGGAGUUUUUGUUCCGGCUGUUCAAACAUAUGGUAUUGGGUGGUGAACUUUGCCAAUAUGAAGAUGUCAUCGAUCCUUACAUUGAGACCGUGAAAAUAAUGUACAAAGACUUGGUCAGUGUUCAGAAGGAUACUGAUACAAAAGAGAUCAAUGUGGUCACAACAGUUUUAAAAGUUUCAGCUUAUGAUCACAGUGGAUUGUGCUACCCAUCUGCUACAGAAAACAAGCAGACAUUUGCUUACCUCUGUAUUGAUCCUUGUAAAAGGCAUGUGUAUGUUUUGUUCCAUUCAUUUGGUAUAGGGGAUUUUUCAGGGAAUUGAGCGCUCUCAAUCUAGAUCUAUAUAAAACACUGACAUUAAAAUUAGACAGUACGCUUUUUCCACCUACGCGUAUCAACCAGGUGAGGAGAACAUUUAUUAAAAAUCAAUUGUUCAAAUCAAAAUUAAAAUUUGGUCAGCAUCAUCAUAUUGUUUCUAGAAUAAGAAUAUAAUUUAGCAAGCUCAGUUUUGUUUUGUUUAAUGUGCUUGAAACAAUAAAGUGUUCAAUUCUUUUCAAGUGGUUAAUUUAGUCUCCGUUUUU